Molecule: messenger RNA, 2483 nt
Organism: Amoebophrya sp. A25
Lineage: Eukaryota; Dinophyceae; Syndiniales; Amoebophryaceae
Source: the annotation of a GenBank genome assembly
UCUGAAUUCGUAGUCUUAUUUCCCGAUGGGAUUAGAUCAUUGAUGUUCUGGUGUAUUCAUUGCAUAGGGCGGAUACUAAAUAAACUACAAAAAAAUUGUCCUUCGGCUGGGAGAAGCAUCGAUUUUUCGACGUAGCUUUUCACCCUGACCGAACCUAUAACUUGCUCCCAAUAUUUUCCAAAUAAUCAACAGUUGAAGAACUAGAACGGGCAUGACGAUUUUUUCAACAGGUGGCUCAAUUCGCAUCUGGGUAUGCCGCCGCUCUGCGUGCCUAUGUGCUAUUUUGCUUUAUUGCGGUAGUGGCGGCACGCAGGUGAGUUCGCUCAUGCGUGGUAUCCAGCUUGAAAGCUGUCGGAGCACGCGGAUUCACGCACAGGGCGAGAAGUUACGUUUUGAACAGGCAAGGAGUGCAAACCACAGGCUAGGCGUAGGUUUUUGCAAUAAUGCUAGAACAGCAAAUACCCCCUUUGCAUUUGGUAGGACCAAGCCAAUUAGCUAUGUAGUAAGUCACUAGUUCCCAAGAAGGAGACGCAAACAGAGGGACAAUCUACUUGCAUAAAGACGUGGUGUCUACUUGAGACACCGAAAUCUUUCGGACUCGAUGCUUGUCUAUAACUAGAAGGCGAAAAUGCACCUCUAUUUCUGCGAGUUGGAAGUACGAGUGAACCGCAUUUCCAGCUUCAUCAACCAAUACUGAGGGGGAGACCUGACACCGGGAUUGCGGAUUUUGGGGGCAACUCUAGUGCUGCGCAUGGAAUGGACGAGAGCAGCAAUCGGACCUCCGCUAUUCUCGAAGAUGCGCCGCCGGAAAAUACAAGAAAAGCAAGAGCAUCUCUAACAUCUCGACCCGCUGGUAGCAUGCCACCUAAAUAUGGCGACACUGUAGAUCAAGAAAAAGCUAUUUUUAGUACGCGGCAACAGCCAACAGAAGGGCAACCUUCGGCGCUUCUGGCUCAGGGUGCACUUGCGCGCCUCGUUUCUAGUGUUGCAUCGACUAUUCCAUAUCCAUACCCAUGUUGGGGCAUUGAUCUUUAAAACAGUGACCAAUGUGAAUCUCAAUGCGCUAUGGAAGUACUUAAGCGCAACAAGUAUGAACUGUGGUGCACUAGGAACGAGUGAAUUUUUGGAUCAGGAACUAUUUAUUGACCAAAAAUAUGAAAGUGUUGUUGUCGAUAAGAAUUACACGUUCGUGGGAGGCUUCAACAAGUCAGAGAAGGUUGAUCUUCAGAGCAUAAGUAGUAUUGUCUGCGGUUGUUACAAAAUGAGACUCAGUGGGUUUUGUUAUUUGAUUCCUCGCUAAUCGUGGUCGCCCUCGUCCUCGAGUAGUCCUGGUUCUGUCGCUUUUUUUGAGCAAGUUCCCCGAAUCGAGAAUACUAGGUCGAGUAGCGGAAAAGAGGAUCCUGCCACGAGCCCCGCUUCGGCAUUGUUACGAGUUGAGAGUGGUGGAGAUCUACAUGACGCUGCGGAGAGAUCUUCUUUCGUCUCCAUAAGCAGUGGAGCGCCGUCACGGUCACCCGGGUUCCAUCCAGACCGCGCUCUGCCAGGCAGCACUACAAGAGAUCUGGUGUCCUGCGAUCACGCUUUAGAAGUAGAACACAGGGAUAAAAAGAGGAAGGCUGCCACUGCAAGUCGCUGUACGAGCAGGCGUGCAUUAACUGCGGCUGGCGUCGUAGGUGCGGCCCUGCUCGCGACAGCAUGUGCGGCGAAUGCAGGUAUGCAUGCUUUUGCUCCUGUGGCGACUGUGGCAACAUCACUGGAGGGCACACCUGAAGCCCUAACAGGCCACGGCAAAACUAGUAGUCUUCUGAACGCAGCAUCAGCACUGGAAGAUCAUCAUGAAAACAGCGUGAUCGACCACCAUGCUCCAAACGAGGAAAUGAGCGGCCGGACGCAAGUAGAUGGGUCAGAAAAGUUGCGUCACGCUGCGAUGCUCGGCGAUAAUUGGGAAGACUUCGUGGAGAGGAACGAGGCAGAAGAGGAGGCAGAGCAUACCGAAGCGGAGGUUGAGGCUGGGCCUCUUCCACCAAGAGUUGGUGGUGCUGAAGAGGAAAUGAUGUAUGCAAGCGGAGGAGCGGGCUAUGCUGCAAACCUUUCGCCGGGUGACGUUGUUAAGAGGGCCGUCAAUAACUCACAUUGAGAUUGACAUUCUUCAUACUUCAUUUUUUUCACGUUCACCAUAACAAUGUCCAAAUUGUUACCGACACCCUUCAUGCUCCGACUUACUAAUAAAUAAUUGGUUCGUUUUUUUAGACACUGCAUCGCAGAGUGGAGUAAUUCAUUUUGGUCUGUGAUUUUCUAGUCAUUCAGUUCGAGACAUUGUUAAAAGAAUCCCUCCAAAUUCAUUUUUCGUGUUUCUCUCAGGUAAAAACGAUUGUUGAAGAGACUAGAACGCAGGAACGGCAGCCAGGCUGUAGACACUUAUUUGAUACACAUCACGUUUUUGCUUAAAGCACGCUCUCAAAGGUCCAACCACGAGAAAGCAC